Messenger RNA from Pyricularia grisea, 8778 nucleotides. RefSeq lists its product as uncharacterized. The annotation marks the transcript as partial. Gene Ontology annotation, biological process: secondary metabolite biosynthetic process; fatty acid biosynthetic process. Gene Ontology annotation, molecular function: phosphopantetheine binding; 3-oxoacyl-[acyl-carrier-protein] synthase activity; fatty acid synthase activity. The transcript is spliced from 12 exons. NCBI's taxonomy places the organism in Eukaryota, Fungi, Ascomycota, Sordariomycetes, Magnaporthales, Pyriculariaceae. The record is from RefSeq and is a predicted model, not a curated record.
ACACCGCACACCAUACACGUCACAAUGACUCCAGAGCCCAUAGCCAUCAUCGGUAGCGCAUGCCGCUUCCCAGGUGAUCUAUCCACACCCUCUGACCUCUGGAACUUCCUCAAGAGCCCACGAGACUUGCAGAAAGAAAUACCCAAAGACCGCUUCAAUGCCGACGCCUUCCACCAUCCGGAUGGCAGUCACCAUGGGCGCACCAACGCACGGCAUGGUUAUUUUUUAAAUAACAUCAAGACGUUCGAUGCACAAUUCUUCAACGUCCAGGCCGGUGAAGCCGAAAGUAUGGACCCGCAGCAAAGGCAGUUGCUCGAAACCACGUACGACGCGCUUUCUGCGGCCGGUCAAACGUUAGGCGGGUUGAAGGGUUCAGAUACCGCAGUUUACGUUGGUAUUAUGACUCAUGAUUUCGAGCUUACAAAGGUCGUGGACCUUGAUGCCAUUCCAACGUAUUUGGCCACAGGCGCUGCAACAAGCAUUGCUAGCAAUCGUUUAAGUUAUUUCUUUGACUGGCAUGGACCUAGUAUGACCAUCGAUACGGCUUGCAGCUCUUCCCUAGUCGCAGUUCACCACGCUGUGCAGCAGCUGCGGUCCGGUACCAGCAGGGUUGCUGUUGCGGCGGGUGCGAAUCUGAUAUUGUCGCCAUUAAACUUCAUCACGGAAAGCAAACUGUCUAUGCUUUCACCCACCGGACGGUCACGCAUGUGGGAUGCCGGAGCUGAUGGAUACGCACGAGGUGAGGGAAUUGCGUGUGUCGUCCUUAAAACCCUUUCCCAGGCUUUGGCAGACGGCGACACAAUCGAGGCCCUGAUCCGUGAGACGGGUGUCGGCCAGGACGGUCGUACCACCGGAAUAACCAUGCCGAGUAACGUGGCGCAGGCAUCGCUUAUUAGGGCAACCUAUGCGCGGGCUGGUCUGGAUUUGAACAAGCCCGAAGGUCGGCCGCAGUUCUUUGAAGCUCAUGGAACCGGAACGCCAGCAGGUGACCCGCAAGAAGCAGAGGCGAUUUCCAAGGCGUUUUUCUCCAAUAGGGAGGAUAUGCAGGAUUUGUACGUCGGUUCCAUUAAAACGGUAAUCGGACAUACAGAGGGCACGGCCGGUAUUGCCGGACUGCUAAAAUGCAGCCUUGCGGUGCAAAACGGUAUUGUGCCGCCCAAUAUGCUUUUGGAAACCCUUAAUCCUCGGGUUAAACCUUUUACAAAGCAUCUAAGGGUGCCAAAGGAGGCGAUAACGUGGCCGGCUGUCGAGGAGGGGCAGCCGAGGAGAGCGAGUGUUAACUCUUUUGGUUUUGGCGGGACAAACGCGCAUGCCAUCGUGGAAGAAUAUAUACCGCCCAACACAUUUACACCCACCACCACCAACAACACCACCUCGGUUAACGCCUUGCCGUUAGUAUUCUCUGCUCGCACCAAACGGUCGCUAAAGGCCAACAUGGAGAGCAUCCUGGCUCUCGCCAAAAAAAGCCCUACACUCAACGUUACAGACCUAGCUUACACUCUGCUUCAAAAACGCUCCGUGCUACCACUUCGCCAUGCCGUUGCCGCAGCAGACCUCACCACCCUCAUUCGUACCCUUGAGGCAGCCGCAAAGGAAGACAUCGGGGUGGACCAGCCGCCAAGCAACACCACCCCACGCAUCCUCGGUAUCUUCACUGGUCAGGGCGCUCAAUGGCCCGCCAUGAUGAAAAAACUGGUCGUGCGCAUACCGUUCGCGGCCCGCAUUAUCGCCGAGCUGGACGUCAGCUUGCAAACGCUGCCCGAACAAUACCGCCCCAGCUGGACAUUAAUGGAGCAGUUAAUGCGUGAAGGCGACGAGUCAAAUGUACGGCUCGCGGCGUACUCCCAACCGCUCUGCGCCGCCGUCCAAAUCGUCUUGGUACAACUGCUUGCGGCAGCCGGCAUCAACUUUAACGCUAUUAUCGGUCAUAGUUCGGGUGAAAUAGGCUGUGCCUUUGCUGCAGGUUAUAUCUCUGCCACUCAGGCCAUCCGCAUUGCUUAUAUACGUGGGUUUAUCAGCGUCCACGCUGCAAGCCCGUCUGGCCAAACGGGCGCCAUGUUGGCGGCCGGUAUGUCUUUGGAUGAUGCAAAAGACCUGGUCGAAUUGGAAGAUUUCCAGGGCGAGGUAUGCAUCGCCGCAUGCAAUUCACCAGACAGCGUGACUUUGUCGGGUGAUACGGACGCUUUGGAAAUGGUUGUUGAAAUCUUGCAAGAUGAGGGCAAAUUCGCCAGGUUAUUGCGAGUGGACAAGGCCUACCACUCCCACCAUAUGCUCCCCUGUUCGGGGCCGUAUAUCGCUGCUUUGGAGGAAUGCGGCUGCGCGAAGCCGGACGGUCAGGGCAACGGGGUCAAGUGGUACUCCUCUGUACAUGAAGGGAAGAUUAUGGCGGCGGAGGAUGUUACAGCGCGAUAUUGGUCCGACAAUCUGGUGUCGCCGGUGCUUUUCCGCCACGCGUUGGAGCAAGCCGGGCUUGAAAACACGUCCUUUAGCGCGGCCAUUGAGGUCGGUCCGCACCCGACGCUUAAAGCACCUGCGACCAACACCCUCACCGCGGUCGGGGUGGAGGAUAUCCCCUACACCGGAUGCUUGCAGCGAGGCGGGGACGACGUUCUCGCGCUGGGCGAAUGCCUCAGCUACCUGUGGGAACGGUUCGGCGCGCAGGGUACCGUCGACGCUGAAAAGUUCGUCAAAGAGGUGCAUGGCGCCAAACCCGUGGACCUUUCCAAACGUCUCCCGAUUUACAGCUGGGAUCAUUCGAGAAUAUAUUGGGCCGAAUCUCGAGCCACGCAGGCGGCUUUGCAUGCAUCUCGGCCACACCUGAUUUUGGGGACGUUAUUGCCUAAUAGCACGGCCACCAAGUUGCAAUGGCGCAACUUUAUCCGACCCCGGGACCACGAAUGGAUGCAGGGGCACGAAUUGCAAAAUCAAGCCGUCUUCCCUGCUGCGGGUUAUGUGAUUUUGGCCAUGGAGGGUGCGUUGCAUAUCGCUGGCGACAAAUCCGUUGGGCUAAUUGAGAUGUUGGAUUUGACCAUCGAGAAAGCCGUUACAUUUGAUGACGCGGACGAUAUGGCCGAGUUAACCUUGAUUGCCAACAUCACGUUGACGACUGCGGAACAAAUCGAAAUAGAUUUCAAUAUCGCAUCUUGCCUAUCCCGCGAAACGAGUCUAUCCCUCUCCGCCCAGGGCAAAAUCGUUGUCACCCUUUCGGAUCCGGUUUCCCACCCCGCCCCGGGUCCGCCGCCGCCGCAUGCUAAUCCAGUCGAUGUUAAACUCUUUUACAAAGAGCUGGAUUCCGUCGGCUACAGCUACAGCGGCAACUACCGUUGUAUAUACAGCAUGGCGCGCAAUACGGCUCGGGCUGCAGGCCAUAUGGCCCACCCUCGCCUGACUGAUGGCGCACAUCCCAUAGUUUUGCAUCCCGCCAAUUUGGAUCUGGCGUUCCAAACCGUUAUGGCUGCUUAUUCGUCGCCCGGUGAUAAACGCCUGCGCUCGAUUUACGUUCCCGUAAAAGUUGGUAGAAUCGCUCUGGUGCCCAAGGUUUGUGCGGAUACUUUGGACGGGCUCGAGGGCGUGCGGUAUAACGCUUUCAACACCUAUGAUGGAGGCGAUUAUUUGUCUGGUGAUAUCGAGGUUUUCGACAAAAAUACCGGUGCCGUCCUGUAUACGGUCGAAAAUAUGCACCUUAAACCGUUGGCGCAGCCUUCUAACGCCGAAGAGCACCGGCCGUUUACCAAAACGGUUUGGGGCCCGUUGGAUGCGGAUAAAAUCCUCGACAUUGAAAGGCUUUGGGCCACCGACCAGGAUAAACACGUUAUCCCGAUUAUCGAGCGUUGCGUGUAUUAUUUUGUUCGCCAAUUUUUAAGCGAAUGCACAGAGGAAGACCGCAAAAACGCCAGUUUGGGUAACCAGCGGUAUAUCGCCUGGCACGAACACGUGCUCAAGAUCGCGCGCCAAGGCAAGCAUUUGUUCUAUAAGCCAGAGUGGGAGGAAGACACCGAAGAAAUUAUUGACAAGCUGCUGGAAGAGAACUGGUACCACCCACACUUGCGAUUGGCCAAACUGGUCAGCGAAAAUAGCUUGUCGACGAUCCGUGAAAACAAGAACCCUUUUAUCUGGAUGGACGAAAACGGGCUGUUGACCGAAUUUUACACAAGCUAUUUGACCAGUGGUCCGACUUGGGAAUAUGGUCAGCAUUUGAUAGAGCAAAUUGCGCACCGUUUCCAGAAUAUGGACAUUCUCGAAAUUGGCGGUGGAACUGGAUCUGCUACCAAGUCCAUCUUGGCUAUCCCGGAACUCGGUUUCAACAGUUACACUUUUACCGAUAUUUCGGCUGCCUUUUUCGAAAAAGCCAAAGAGAAAUUUGCUCCUUUUCUCGACCGUAUGAACUUCCGCAAAUUGGAUAUUACAAAACCGCCGGCCGAACAGGGCUUUAAAACGCACGCGUACGAUUUAAUCAUCGCCUCAUCCGUUUUGCAUGCCACACCCAGUUUGGCCGAAACCAUGGCCAACGCGCGUACAUUACUUAAGCCCGGCGGACACGUGGUCAUCUGCGAGGCAACCAAUAAGGACCAUAUGCGCGUUGGAUACCUGUUCGGGUCUUUUGCAGACUGGUGGGCUGGCUACGAUGAAGGCCGGACGUUGGACCCAUUUGCUACCCGGGAAGAAUGGGAUGCCAUUUUUAAAAAGACGGGUUUUAGCGGUAUCGACAGCAUUACCACCGACCGCGAAGCCCACCUUUUCCCCAAUACCCUCCUUAGUACGCAUGCCAUUACGCCCGAGCAGCUGCGUUUCGAUGCGCCGCUUUUGGCGCCCGUCAAGCCGGAGCAACCACAACUAGUCGUGGUUGGUGGUGGAGAAAAUUCGGCCCCGAUCCUCGCUCAGAUCCGCGAGCUGCUGCCGCACCGCACACCCGUCGUCGUUCCCAGCCUCGUCGACCUGCCUGAAUUGCAAUCCAAGGCGACCUACGUAGUCCUGUCCGAGGUCGACUCCCCCGUCUUUGAGGGCUUGAGCGACGCCGAGUUUGCCGGUCUUAAAAAGCUCUUCUUCAGCUCUUCAGCCGCGGUCCUGUGGCUGACCGAGGACGCGUGGGUGUCGAACCCCGUCCAGGCCAUGAGCAUCGGCACGCUUCGGACGGUGCGUCUCGAGAACCCAAAUGUGCCUUUCCAGUCGCUCGAUGUGGACAAGUUGGCCGAGCUGGAUUGCAAGUUCCUCGUCGAGCAGGUUCUCCGGCUUGAAGAGGGCCUUCCUGACAACUCGACGUGGACGCUGGAGCCCGAGAUUUGCGUCGUCAAUGGUCGGCCGUACAUCCCGCGUAUUAAGCAGGACAUGGAGAGAAAUAAUCGUAUGAACUCGACGCGCCGGCCAAUCUUCAAGGAAGUCGACGUUGCCGCCGUCCCUGUCGUGCUGCGGGACAGGGAGCUGGUUACGGCCACGACGUCCUCCCCGCUUGGAGUGCCCCUGGACACAUCCAAGGUGACGGUGCAGGUUCACCACUCCACUGCCAAGGCAGUUCGGGUGUGUGGCCUGGGGUACCUCCACGUCGUCACUGGUACGACGGCCGAGGGUGCCGUGCUCGCUCUGUCGGAAUCCAACGCGUCCGUCGUCACCGUGCCCGUCACGCAGACGUUCCCCGUCAAGGACACGUCCGCCGCGACCUUGUCGUCGGCAGUGGCGGCGCUCGUUGCACAGAGCAUCGUCGAAACGCCGCAGGGCUCGUCCAUGUUGGUCUACUCAGCGCCGGGAUUCUGCGUUGACGCCAUCAAGCAGGUCGCCGAGGCCAGGGGCGUAUGCGUGCACUUCGCCGGCACCGAUUCCUCCGUCUCUGGGAGCAUCGUCCUCCACCCGCAGGACACGACCCGCGCGCUGAAGCAGAAGCUCCCGGCUAGUAUCGCCUCGCUGUACGACCUGUCUGCCGAUGCGUCCGCCAACGCCCUCGGGCAGCGCCUCGUCAAGAUCACCGGGUGCGCAGCCCGGAACGCUGACUAUGUCGCCCGUGACAGUGCCAGCACCGUCGUCUUCACCGAAUCUCUGGAGGCGGCUCAGCUGCAGCUUGUUGCGGAAUGCAUCAGCAGGGCGCCCCCCGUCGUCUCGUGCACCACAACCGGCCCCGCCGACGUCGUGAACAGGGCCCUCGACACGGUCAUAGACUGGCAGGCCACGCCCAAGCUUCCGGCACGGGUCAGCCCUGUGGAUAGCGGCAAGCUGUUUGUUGACAACAAGACUUACCUGCUGGUUGGUCUCUCGCAGUCCAUGGGUCGCAGCAUCGCGAGCUGGAUCAUUAGACACGGCGGGCGUCACGUCGUUUUGUCCAGCCGAAACCCCGAAGCCCCUGAGGCUGAAUGGUUGAGCGACAUGACACGGUUGGGCGGACAGAUUUCCGUUCUUGCUAUGGAUGCAUCAAGCGCCGAGUCUGUGGAUGCAGGUUUGGCCAAGUUGAGAAACGACUUUGGACUGCCGCCUGUCGGUGGUAUCGCAUAUGGGCCACUGGUGCUCAAAGAUGCUCUGCUCAACAACAUGGACUUGGACACCAUGGAAAUUGUACUCAAAUCAAAGGUUCCCGGUGCCAAGAUCUUCCAUGACCGAUUCAACGACCCAAAAACAAACCCACUGGACUUCUUUGUCAUGUUUUCCAGUGCUGCUUUGUUUGGUGGAAACCCAGGGCAGGCCAAUUAUACUGCAGCAAACGCGUAUUUGCAGUCGCUUGGACAAUUUAGGCGAAGCAAGGGUCUUGCUGCCUCUACAAUCCAUAUCGGUGCCGUCAUGGGUAUUGGUUAUUUGACUCGCAACGCACGAGAGGCAGAGUUUCAAGAAAAGUCCGACGUUGAUACCCUCGGUGAAGCCGAGUUCCUGAGCCUGUUCGCAGAGGCCGUGGUUUCCGGCCGUAAAGUCGAUGGCGUCGACGGCAUUUCCGCUAAAUCAGUUGUCGAUAUGUCCGAAAUCGAGAUUGGUAGCGGCAUUCCUGCCUUUGAAUCCCGUCACAAGGAGACCAUCAAGUUCUACCACGACCCACGGUUCGGUAACCUUAAGACGCCAGAACAGAGAGGCGAUAAUGUGGAUUCUGGUGGCAACAGGCUGAGCGUGAAAGAAAUGCUCGCUGCCGCGACGGACAUGGAGGAGGUUCAGGCUAUUAUCAGCGAAACCCUGUCUGAGAAAAUGCGCGGCGUGCUUCACAUCCCGGCCGAGGAGAGCGUCAACGCAUCUGCGCCAUUGCUUGAUCAGGGCAUAGAUUCGCUGGGUGCAAUCACCGUAGCUUCUUGGUUCUCCAAGCAACUGCUGGUCGAAAUACCAAUCCUGCGUGUCUUGUCAGGUGCUUCCAUCGAAGAGCUGGCAGCCGAGGGCGCGUCCCGCCUGUCGCCCGCCGCCAUCCCUCUCGUUGCAAAUGCCCAGGGUCCCGCGACGCCGUCCGAAGACACCUCAUUAGAGGAUGAGCGGUCGGGAGUUGUGACCCCGUUGACUCCCAUGGUUCAGUUGGACAAGGCCGAGAAGAUUCUCGACGGAGUGACGCGCCGGGCGCCCAUGUCGCUUAUGCAGGAAUACAGCUACAAGCGGCAGCUCGCCCUGGCCGAUGUUACGAUUUCUCACAACACCAUCGGCGUCGUCAUGGAAGGCACCCUGGAUACGGCCAAACUUUCCGAGGCCGUAGCCACUGCCAUCCAGAGGCAUGAGAUUUUCCGCACGGCGUUUAGAACCGUCGAUGGCGAUGUGAACCCCCUGCUGCACGUCCUCGCCACACCUAGUUGGGGCCUACGUACCGAGAUUGUGGCAUCUCGCUCCGAGGCAGAAGCCGCAUUUGCCGCUUUGCAAAACGAACCAUAUGAUUUGACGGCCGGUGAGACUUUUAAGAUCGUUUUAUUCACCUGGUCGCCGACAUCACGUUUGUUGGUUUUCGCCUACCACCGUCUGGCAGGCGAUGGUUCCACAACCGAGAACUUGGUCGCGGAGUUGGCUCAGCUUUAUUCGGGUGCUGCGCUGCCUCCCGCGCCGCAAUACACCGAUUUUGCGAUGAAACAACGAAAAUUGCUUAUUUCAGGCGGUAUGAAUGCCGACGUCGCUUACUGGAUCGGAUUGUAUACCCCGGUCCCUGCGCCGCUGGCGCUGCUUCCAUUGCCCGGUGUCAAGGAUGUCCGUUCCCCGGUCGCCUGGGACCAAUACACGGCCAUGACCCGACUGUCGCCCGUUAUGGCAUACCGAAUCAAGGAGCGCACCAAGAAGCUGCGCACUACACCCAUGAACUUUUACCUGGCCGCCUACACCACCCUGCUCUCCGAGCUCAGCGGCCAGGACGCCGUGUCGAUCGGCCUGGCCGAUACCAACCGUUCGUCGGUGGCGGACCUGUCGACCAUGGGCUACUUUGCCAACCUGCUCCCGCUGCGCCUGGCCCCAUCCGCCGCGUUCAGCGGCACCGUCGACGCCACCAAGGAGUCCGUCCGGCUGGCCAUGGCGCACUCGAUCGUCCCGCACGACUUGCUGACCUCCAAGCUCGUGCUGGCCGUGCCGCCCGCCGAGAUGACCUGCGCACCCCUAUUCCAGGCCGUGUUUGAUUACCGCCAGGGCGCGACCGAGUCUGGCGUCAUCGGCGGUGCUAGCAUCACCGAGGUUAUCGCCAGUCGGGAGAGGACGCCGUAUGACGUCGUUUUGGAGAUGAGUGACGACCCGACCAAGGAGCCGCUGAUUACUGUCAAGUUGCAAAAGUCCAUUUACCAGGAGGGAGAUGCCGAGGUGUUUAUGGAGCGGUACGUUGAGGCUCUGAAGGCGUUCAGUAACGGGGACGUCUGCUAG